Nanorana parkeri is the source of this 780-nucleotide messenger RNA. RefSeq lists its product as uncharacterized. The coding region runs from base 1 to 780 and encodes 259 amino acids. The transcript is spliced from 3 exons. Lineage: Eukaryota; Metazoa; Chordata; Amphibia; Anura; Dicroglossidae. The record is from RefSeq and is a predicted model, not a curated record.
AUGGAGAAUGUGGAGAUGUCUACGACCAUGGAAUGUUCUCUUGUAAGUAGCUAUGUCCAGCUAGAGAAUGCAGUGAUGUCUCUCACCAUGGGACAGUCUCUAGUAUGUAGCUCUGUAGAGUUGGAGAUGUCUCUCACCAUGGGGCAGUCUCUAGUGUGCAGUACCUGGGAUGAGAUUUUGCUGAGGGUAAUGUCUCUACAAGGUGUGGAUCCUACCAGCAUGGAGGUGUCUCUGGGCACAGGAAGGUCUCAGGAGGACGGGAUUCUGGGUCAGGUCUCUCCUCUGGAUGGAGAUGUCUCCGGGCACAGGAAGGUCUCAGGAGGACAGGAUUCUGGGUCAGGUCUCUCCUCUGGAUGGAGAUGUCUCCGGGCACAGGAAGGUCUCAGAAGGACGGGAUUCUGGGUCAGGUCUCUCCUCUGGAUGGAGAUGUCUCCGGGCACAGGAAGGUCUCAGAAGGACGGGAUUCUGGGUCAGGUCUCUCCUCUGGAUGGAGAUGUCUCCGGGCACAGGAAGGUCUCAGAAGGACGGGAUUCUGGGUCAGGUCUCUCCUCUGGAUGGAGAUGUCUCCGGGCACAGGAAGGUCUCAGAAGGACGGGAUUCUGGGUCAGGUCUCUCCUCUGGAUGGAGGUGUCUCUGGGCACAGGAAGGUCUCAGGAGGACGGGAUUCUGGGUCAGGUCUCUCCUCUGGAUGGAGAUGUCUCCGGGCACAGGAAGGUCUCAGAAGGACGGGAUUCUGGGUCAGGUCUCUCCUCUGGAUGGAGAUGUCUGAGUGGUCCUUGA